Messenger RNA from Drechmeria coniospora, 801 nucleotides. RefSeq lists its product as uncharacterized. The coding region runs from base 1 to 801 and encodes 266 amino acids. The record is from RefSeq and is a predicted model, not a curated record. The transcript is spliced from 2 exons. NCBI's taxonomy places the organism in Eukaryota, Fungi, Ascomycota, Sordariomycetes, Hypocreales, Ophiocordycipitaceae.
AUGCAUGUUUCACCGGCAGACCGUGGCGGUGCUUAUACGAGCCCGGGCUCGUGCUUGUCCUCGUCCGACGAGAAAUGUGACUCCCGGCUCGUAGGCUCCUCGGUUCGUGGCAGGGAAGCAGAUCCAAGUCCAGGCUCUUCCAUCUCACCUCGCUCGUGCUCACGCAUUCGGCACGGUCCUGGGUACGGUGAGCUGGCGGAGAGGAGCCAGCCUGUCUGGGUCGGCCGUGACGAAUCGGCAACAGCACGAAUAGCACACAAGUCCUGCCGCCAGCACGAACGAAUCGAGCCCGUGCUGCUUUGGGAAGUUGCAUCGACGAAAUCCCGGACCCGAUGCGCCAUUGACGCAUCAUCGCAUGGUGGUUGGGAGCCUCAUCGAUACACCGAGAUCGAGCAAAGUGCGACCUGCUCGUCGGAUCCGAAACGCUUUUGCAUUCGACGGCAAGGUGACCUCUUCCCCCCCUCCCCUGGCCGACAUGAGCACGAAGCGCCGAGUCGCGAGCACACGGUCAACGCAACCGAGCAUACCAUCUGCAACCGCCGUGGAGGCCGUCACGAACUUCCUCACCGCCGACGACCAACAAUGGUAGAGAAGGCUGCGGCGGCAUCGAGAAAUCGCGGCGACAUCAAAAUUCGUGACGGCACCGGACACGAGUACCUCGAUCGGUGGGAACAGCCGUCUGCCGAGGCUAUCGGUGAGUCAAUCGCCCGCCGCCCGCUUCUCGUGCGUUUCCUCGAUCUCGAAUCGGCAAGGUCCAGGCGGGGUCGGGCGGGGACUGUGGCCAACCGCCAGCUGCCUUGA